Messenger RNA from Nicotiana attenuata, 1719 nucleotides. Its product is annotated as ammonium transporter 1 member 1. Gene Ontology annotation, cellular component: membrane. The transcript has a single exon. The record is from RefSeq and is a predicted model, not a curated record. Gene Ontology annotation, biological process: ammonium homeostasis; ammonium transmembrane transport. Bases 1 to 1470 code for a protein of 489 amino acids. Lineage: Eukaryota; Viridiplantae; Streptophyta; Magnoliopsida; Solanales; Solanaceae. Gene Ontology annotation, molecular function: ammonium channel activity.
AUGGCUUGUGAAGUGAACCAACUGGCUCCAUUCCUCGGACCCAACACCACCGACGCCGUAGCCGCCGCCACUUAUAUCUGUAGCCAAUUCUCCGAUGUGUCCAACAAGUUAAUUGAUACCGGCUACGCUAUCGACUCGACUUAUCUCCUCUUCUCGGCUUACCUUGUUUUUUCCAUGCAGCUCGGCUUCGCUAUGCUUUGCGCGGGUUCUGUUCGCGCAAAGAAUACUAUGAACAUUAUGCUUACUAAUGUUCUUGACGCUGCGGCUGGUGGGAUCUUUUACUAUCUUUUCGGCUUCGCUUUCGCUUGGGGCGGGCCGUCUAACGGCUUCAUUGGGCGUCAUUUCUUUGGGCUUAAGGAGAUCCCUUCUACUUCUUUUGAUUACAGUAAUUUUCUGUACCAAUGGGCUUUUGCUAUAGCCGCCGCUGGAAUUACUAGCGGCUCUAUAGCCGAGAGGACUCAGUUUGCCGCUUAUUUGAUUUACUCUUCUUUUCUUACCGGCUUUGUUUACCCGGUUGUUUCUCAUUGGUUUUGGGCCCCAGAUGGGUGGGCCAGCCCGACUAAUUCAAAUUUGUUAUUUGGGUCUGGUGUUAUAGACUUUGCUGGGUCGGGUGUAGUUCAUAUGGUAGGUGGUAUAGCCGGGUUUUAUGGUGCUUUAAUUGAAGGUCCGAGAAUCGGACGGUUCGAUCAUGCGGGUCGGUCCGUUGCGCUCCGUGGGCAUAGCGCUUCGCUUGUGGUUCUAGGUACCUUUUUGUUGUGGUUCGGAUGGUACGGGUUUAACCCGGGUUCAUUUAAUAAGAUUCUAGUGACUUAUGGUACAAGUGGAGGGUAUUAUGGUCAAUGGAGUGCUGUGGGCCGUACCGCGGUGACCACCACCUUAGCGGGUUGCACCGCGGCCCUAACCACGCUCUUUGGUAAGAGGAUUCUUUCGGGUCAUUGGAACGUGACGGAUGUGUGUAACGGACUAUUAGGCGGAUUUGCAGCAAUCACGGCCGGGUGCUCCGUGGUAGAGCCAUGGGCCGCGAUCAUUUGCGGCUUCGUAGCGGCUUUAGUUUUAAUCGGUUGUAACAAGUUGGCGGAGAUUUUUAAGUAUGAUGAUCCACUUGAAGCAGCACAACUUCAUGGUGGUUGUGGUGCAUGGGGAAUAAUUUUCACUGCCUUAUUUGCUAAGGGAAGCUAUGUGGAUCAAGUUUACGGUAAACCGGGUCGACCUCACGGGUUAUUCAUGGGUGGUGGAGGAAAACUACUCGCGGCACAUAUAAUCCAGAUUCUUGUGAUAUUCGGGUGGGUCACGGCCACAAUGGGUCCACUUUUCUAUAUUCUUCAUAAGUUCAAGCUUCUUCGGAUCUCUUCGGAGGAUGAGAUGGCGGGUAUGGAUCUGACCCGACAUGGUGGAUUUGCUUACUACCAUGAUGAAGAACUCAAGCAUGGAACACAAAUGAGAAAAAUUGAACCAACAAGCUCAAGUUAGAAAAAAUAUCUUUAAUUUCCCUAUGUUUACUUUGAACUUUCUAUUAUUUCUUUUAGAAAAUUAAAUUAGGUGUGUAAGUGAGAAAAGAAAAAGAAAAAAAGGAAGGUUGGGAUUUUGACGGUAUAUGGUGGUUGUCAUUGAAGAUAAUGUGAACAUGGACUAUGUUUAUUAUUUCUACAUUUGACUAUGGAUUUCCAAUGUACAUAUAUAUAUUUCCUCUUUAUUUAAGUCUUGAACAUUAUUGUAGAA